Molecule: messenger RNA, 681 nt
Organism: Trichomonas vaginalis G3
Lineage: Eukaryota; Parabasalia; Trichomonadida; Trichomonadidae
Product: protein ubiquitination
Exons: 1
Coding region: 1-681 (226 amino acids)
Source: RefSeq, a predicted model, not a curated record
AUGUCAAGCUCUGAAAAUUCAAAAAAUGAGACUGGAUAUUAUUUUAAUAAUACCAAGCCAAUUGAAAUAUUUGAAUACCCAGAUCAAGCUUCAAAACUUAUUUGGGGUGUCAAUCGCAAUAAUAUUUUACAAAUAUCUUCACAAAUUAUAGAAUUCAUUAAAACACACAAAUUAUCUAUCCAAAUACCACUUUACCUGAUUGAUGCCUUUUCACGAAUUCGUGUUAAAGAUCUUAAAUUAUUUUCAGAACUUUACCAAAAGAUAUUAAAAGAAUUCUCAUGCAUUAUCGAACCUGAAAAUGAUAAAUUGACGACACUUCUACAUUACAAAGGUUUCAAAUUUGAAAACUUCAUACCUGAAUGGGGAGAAAAACAAAUUCUUAAUUUGUAUUCACCAAAAUCUCCUUUAUACUAUAUUGCAUGGGAUAAAGUUGAUGCUCUUAAGAGUAAAUCCCCAAAACUUAAAAUUAAUGAGCGCAUAGGUUGGAUAUUCACGCCACUUGACUGUGCAAUUAGAUAUGGAUCAGAAUUGUGUUUCAAUUACUUGAAAAAUUUAGGAGCUGAAUACACUGAUUACUCCGAAAAAUAUGCUGUUCAAGGCGGAAAUAAAAACAUUUUUAUGCAAAUGAUAGAAGAAGGUAAAUCAUUUGAUGACAUGAUUAAUACAGCAUUGGAUUAUUGA